CGUAGUUCAACUAGUCAAGGUACUGCCGACGUGGAUGAUCUGAAGCACGGCAAGUGGAAAUUGACUGGGAAAUUAAAGAAGAAAAAUCGCAUGGAUUCUUACUGUACGCUGCAAGAAUCGCUACUUGGUUCUCCAACAUUGCUGCCAUGGUAACGGGUGCCAACGGGUUGCCACAACUAUCAAGUGGUCCUGGUGGCACAGCUUCAUUUGAAAUAGAUACACUCCUUCGCCCCGCGUUGGAGCGGGUGUUGGAAUGGAUCCGGAAAGGCGAGCGUGAAGAUGCACCCGUCCUGCGCUGGCCUACUUCGAAAGAAGCCAGGGAUAACAUUAUUAUUCCUUCAAUAUCAUCUCUUGGCUCUCAUGUGCUUCUGGAAGAGGAAUCAAAACAUGCGAAACGCCCACAGUCGUCCCAUACCCUCUCUGAACAGGGCCUAUUAGAGCUGAUCGGGACUGUACUGGAUAACAGCAUCAACCCAUGGACUGGGCGGUUUCUCGACAAGCUCUACGCUGCGCCAAAGCCAAUUGGACUCGUUGCGGACCUGAUACUCUCCGUCCUGAAUGCCAAUUGCCAUGUCUUCAGCUCCAGUCCCGUGCUCAGCCUUGUGGAGGAAAUGUGCGUUCAAGAGCUCGGUAGACUGUGUGGAUGGUCUGAAGCGGGCUCUGGGAGUAACGAGGAGUCGCAAGUGGACGGCCUCACCAUGCCUGGCGGUUCGGCAUCAAACACACUUGCAAUUCAGACUGCACUAGCUACUAUGUUUCCCUCAUAUAAAGAAGCAGGCAUACUCGGGGCAUUAGAUGACAUCAAUCGUCUGAAGGCUUUGCCUCCUCCCGGAUCUGCUGACGCUUCUGUGGGUCGGCACGUAACAGGGCAGUCAGAAGUCGAGACAGUGUCCUCCGCCUCGCUCCUGAAGCCUUUGAUAUUCACCAGCGACCAGAGUCACUAUUCAAUCCAGAAAGCUGCGCUAGCUUGUGGUCUGGGGCUUGAAAGCGUCAUCAAAGUACCCUGCGAUCCCUCCGGGCGCAUGGAUCCCGAGGCGCUUGACAGGAUGCUUCAUAACCUGCGUCCCUCGCACAAGGGCUUCCCGUUCUUUGUCAAUGCGACGGCAGGAACUACAGUUCUAGGGUCUUUCGACAAUCUUGAAGCGAUCAGCGAGAUUUGCAAGCAGAAUAACCUUUGGCUUCAUGUCGAUGGCAGCUGGGGCGGGCCCGUGCUCUUCUCCUCACGCUGGAAGCACCUCAUUUCCGGCAUAGAUUCGUGCCACUCUUUCACCAUCAACCCACACAAACUGCUAAACGUCCCUCUUCAAUGCUCAUUCCUCAUAUUCAAACACGGAAAGCAGGCACUCAAAGGCAACUCCCUAGCCGCAUCCUACCUCUUCCAUUCAGCCGAUAUGCGCGAUAAUCCCGGUAUGAAGACGCUCGGCUGUGGGAGGAAAGGAGAUGCGCUCAAGCUCUACCUGACAUGGCUGCGCUAUGGAAAGGAAGGCCUAGGCGCCCACGUCGAUCGCGGCUUCGAGUUGGCAGCCAAAGCGAUUGCCAUGGUCAAAGCCGCUGCUCCGCGCCUGGUGCUCUACCCGCCGCCCGAAUCAAGUUUCUUGCAAGUCUGUUUCCGCCCAUACAAGGAAGGCCUGAGCACCGAACAGCUCUCGCAAGCUGUCAUCGAAGUGCGCGAGCGUCUUCAAAGCGAGCGCAUGUUUGCCGUUGACUUUGCUCCGCUACCGGGUCAAUCUGGGCAGUUUUUGCGCCUCGUCACUCAUCCUAGCACCAAGGAGUCCGACCUGCAGACACUCAUACAGCGAGUCGCUGCACUGGGCGAAAAGUAUUUCGCAGAUUCAUGAUAGCGCAACGUACAGCAUGUUCUGCACCUGCAUAUGCGGUUCACAAGCAAGCGAUAUAGAAGUCACCUUGUUGAUGCGCUUGAUCAGCGUCGGAUUCUAGAGGCAUAGUACAUGGCAGAUGCAGUGAGAGAUGAUGUCAUUGUAAUAUGAAG
Molecule: messenger RNA, 1990 nt
Organism: Tilletiaria anomala UBC 951
Lineage: Eukaryota; Fungi; Basidiomycota; Exobasidiomycetes; Georgefischeriales; Tilletiariaceae
Product: PLP-dependent transferase
Exons: 4
Coding region: 147-1838 (563 amino acids)
Biological process (GO): carboxylic acid metabolic process
Cellular component (GO): cytoplasm
Molecular function (GO): pyridoxal phosphate binding; carboxy-lyase activity
Source: RefSeq, a predicted model, not a curated record